This is a messenger RNA of Ostrinia nubilalis (European corn borer), 8884 nucleotides long. RefSeq lists its product as uncharacterized. Gene Ontology annotation, biological process: lipid metabolic process; response to reactive oxygen species; symbiont-mediated perturbation of host defenses. The record is from RefSeq and is a predicted model, not a curated record. Lineage: Eukaryota; Metazoa; Arthropoda; Insecta; Lepidoptera; Crambidae. The transcript is spliced from 49 exons. Gene Ontology annotation, molecular function: pigment binding. Gene Ontology annotation, cellular component: cytoplasm. Bases 59 to 8773 code for a protein of 2904 amino acids.
UUCAUCAUUUCAUUAGUUAGGCUCAUGUGUGCGGUUGGCGGGAUAUUAUGAUCUCAUAAUGUUGAAAAUGAUAGUGUUAGUGAUAAGCAUUUUGGGACUUAUACAAAGUGGCGUGGGACAGAUCACGCAAAAUGGACAAUGUGAAUCUUUAGAACCGCACCCUAACUUCAACCCUGCAGAUUUUGACCCUGAAAGUUUCUUAGGGACAUGGUACGAGUUCAGAAGAUCGGAUAAUUCCUACCAGUCCGGAGACUGUUCAGUCGUAGAGUUUUUGGAGAGUGGUAAUGGGUACCAGAUCAGAAACCCUGUGGUGGCUGCCAAUUUCGGCCAGGAAGUCAACUCGACUGCCACUUUAACCAAUGGCACUAACGUUUACAGUGUCACCACACCUUCUAUUUCUAACCCUUAUGACCUAACGGUUCUCCGAACCGACUACUCGAAUUAUGCCGUCUUGUAUACCUGCCAGAACAUUGACACCACCCAGAGAUCAAUUAUUGUCUGGGAGCUUCUUAGGCAUACGGAAUAUCAGAACCUGAUGAUACCUGCCCUAGUCAGCACCACACUCAGCGUGAGCCUGAACGUGAAUGUAGACGAUCUGAGCAUGAUAGAUCACUCCGAGGCUGCCUGCUACGAGCUGCCCAUCAUCCCUCUUGGAGAGCCUGUCAUCUUGCCAGGGUCCUGCAACCAGGACAUCUCUGUUGUCCAGAAUUUUAAUGCUACCGCGUUCCAAGGACUCUGGCACGAGAACUACGCGUACUACUCCGAGAACUCCGAGAACCAGUGCGCCAGGGCUGAGUACACCCUCGGCGAAGAAGGCGUCCAGGUCCUGAACAGCCAGGUCAUCAACCAAGCUCUCUUCACCAUCUCCGGUAUCGCGACCGUGGCCAGUACCGAUGGCAGCGCCAGGCUGUCUGUGGUGCUCAACGUUGGAAAUGCUACAGUCACAACUGAUCUAUGGGUUCUAGCCACCGAUUAUGAAAGCUACGCUGUGUCCUACACCUGUGAGAAUCUCGAAAAUAAUCAACAAAGAGUAUGGAGCUGGAUUCUCAGCCGGUCCCGCCAGCUCACGCCCGCGGCGCAAGAAGCGGUAAACAACGUCGUCGCCUCAGAUGUAGUCUUGAACUACGCGUACUACAAACCCACUAACCAAACAGAUUCAGCCUGUUUCUUCUACCCUGAAGUGGAUGCAAGCAAACCCGUGGUAUUCCGAGGCCAGUGCGAUUCAAGCAUACAAACAGUCCAAAACUUCAACCCGGUGGCUUACGAAGGCAUCUGGCACGACAUCUCAUCUUAUCCCUCCGUGUUCCAAACUGGUACAUGUAGGAAUGCCCAAUACACCCUGGACUUGGAGACCUUGGUGGUCGAUGUCCUGAACACCCAAGUUCUAGAAGAGUCUCUGGAUGUUACGAUAGGAGAGGCCGUCGUGGCUUCCACUGAUGGCAGCGGAAAGCUUUAUGUUACAUUCCCCAUAGCUGGCACCAAUGCCACAAUUACGACAGACUAUUGGAUUCUAGAUACGGAUUACACUACAUACUCGCUCGUGUACUCUUGCACCAACACUAAUGAUGACGAAAAACAAGUUAAUCUAUGGAAACUGAGUAGGACGAAGCAACUGCCCGCUGCAGCAGAAACAGAAAUUGCGGCAGUCAUGAGCUCCUAUGACAUCUUAGAUGAGCGGUACUUGGUACCCGUAGACCAAUCCACCGAGGCGUGCUUCUUCUAUCCGGAACCACAACCUGGGGUCCCGGUUGUCUUCCCCGGACAAUGCGAUAAUAUAACCGUUGUUCAGAACUUCAACUUGACUCUGUUCCAAGGUAUCUGGUUUGAAAUCGAAGCGUACCCCAAGGACCAGCAGCAGGGCCAGUGCGUCAGCCACGAAUACGGUUCUGGAGCACUGAACACCCUCAACCUGACAUCUUCUCAAAUCGUCGAUCAGUUUUUGGUAGUCUCUGAUGGCGUCUUGAGCUUUACUUCUACUGACAACAGUGCACAAAUGGAGAUCAACAUCAAUGUUGACGGAGAAGUCAUAACCAUACCUUUUUGGAUUCUGGACACUGACUACGAAGAUUACGCGCUGGCCUACAGUUGCGUGAACCGAAACGCCGACUUCAGAGCGGUUUACAGCUGGAAGCUUAGUAGAACAAGAUCAGGUCUCUCAGCAAACGCUGUAACUUCCAUCAAUAGUGCAAUGGCGGAUGUGGUGGUUUUGGGCCAGCAGUACUAUGAGUCCAUCGACCAAUCUUUGGACGCUUGCUUCUUCUUACCAGAACUGGCACCUGGAGAGCCCGUCAUUCUGGUCGGUCAGUGUGACCCGAACAUCACUGUUGUACAGGACUUCAACGCAACAAGAUACUUAGGUAAUUGGCGCCUCAUAGAGAGCUACCCCGCCGAUCCUCAGACCGGCACCUGCAACCAAGCGAACUACAGCCCCGGGGCAACUGCUGGCACGGUCACGGUGGUGAACACCCAGGUCAUCGACCAGAACCUGGCUUCCAUCACCGGCCAAGCCGUCGCCAGUGCCGAUGGAACCGGCAAACUGACUGUCACCUUCCCUAGCACUCCAGAUCCUGCAGAACUAUGGAUCCUAGACACCGACUAUGACACAUAUUCAAUAGUAUACUCCUGCUCGAACAUCGAUGAAGAGACGAGACGAGUGUGGAGUUGGAAGAUGAGCCGCACGAGGACUCUGUCUCAAGCUGCCGUGGAAGCCAUCGACGAAGUGGUUAACAGCGUGCAGGUCCUGAACAACCGCUACUACCAGAUUGUCAACAACUCUGAUGCGGCCUGCUUCUACUACCCAGUACCUGACUUCAGCUCCAACGGGGUCACCUUCAGGGGGCAGUGCGAUGACACCAUCGAAGUUAUGCAAAACUUCAGUGUUGCCGACUACUUAGGCACAUGGCGCAACAUCGAGCUAUACCCUGCGGCGUUCCAAGGCGGUUCCUGCAACACUGCCCAGUAUUCCCUUGGUGAUGAAGUCGUUAAUGUCCUGAACUCCCAAGUGGUCAACCAGACCUUGGACUCCAUCAACGGAUUCGCCGUCGUGGCGUCUACCGACGGGAGCGCCAAGUUGCAAGUCACCUUCCCCAAUGUUAAUGGUAUGACUGUUGCCACUCCACUGUGGAUCCUGUCAACAGAUUAUUUUACUUACUCACUAGCCUACACAUGUGUGAACAUUAACGACGACUACAGGCAAGUUUGGAGCUGGAAGCUCAGCAGAACAAGGGAAUUGCCCGCUGCCGCUGCAACAAUCAUUGCAAACGUCAUGAGUGAUAUCGAAGUCCUGGACCAGCAGUACUUCCGUACCCCUGGCCACGAUGCCGAAGCCUGCUUCUACUAUCCCGAACAUGUUCCUGGAGAGCCCGUGAGGUUCCCGGGACAGUGCAGCGACGACAUACCAGUUGAACAAAACUUCAACUUGACCAUGUUCGAAGGAAUCUGGCACGAAAUCCAGGCGUACCCCAAAAGGCAACAACAAGGGAACUGCGUGAACCACCAGUACAGCGCUGGCGAUGGCAACUUUCUGGACCUCGUAUCCCUGAACGUCAUCAACCAGACUUUGGGUAUCACCAACGGCACUUUAACCUUCAACUCCACCGACAACAGCGCGAAGAUGACCAUCACCAUCGAAACUGAAGGCGAAUUUAUACAGAUUCCCUUCUGGAUCGUGGACACCGAUUACGAUGACUAUGCUUUGGCUUAUGCUUGCGAAAACGACGGCGAGGAUUACAGAUAUGUGUACAGUUGGAAGUUGAGUCGAACCAAAGAGUUGUCCGCAAACGCCAACGCUGCUAUCGACAGCGCGAUUGCAAACGUCGAUGUGCUAGACCAGCAGUACUAUGAGGACAUUGACCAAUCCGACAAUGCCUGCUUCUUCUUACCCGAGCUACUUCCCGGAGAAGAGGUCGUCUUCCCAGGACAGUGCGAGAACAUAACUGUAGUACAGGACUUUAAUGCUACAGCUUACAUCGGCCGUUGGUUCCUCAUUGAGUCUUACCCAUCGGUCCACCAAAGCGGCACGUGUAAUGACGCAACUUACACUCCUGGCGAUAAUGACGUCAUCGGCGUGAGGAACACGCAAGUGGUCAACCAGGCCCUGGGCAGCAUCAGUGGAACUGCUGUAGUUGCUUCGGAUGAUGGCUCCGGAAAACUUCUGGUCACGUUCCCUAGUAGUCCUACACCAAGUGACUUAUGGAUCCUCGACACGGAUUAUACAUCUUAUUCGUUGGUUUACUCGUGUCGCAACUUAAACGCUGAUCAACGAGCAGUCUGGAGCUGGAAACUGAGUAAGACAGGUAGCCUCACAGAGAAUGCGAACAACGCAAUCAACCAAGUGAUUGACACCGUCAACGUCCUCGACCAACGCUACUAUUACCAAGUCGACCGCUCCGAAGAAGCGUGCUUCUACUUCCCUGAACCUGAUUUUACUAGACCAGUCCGCUUCAGAGGCAGAUGCGACCAAAACAUUGCUGUCGUUCAGAACUUCGAUGCUGCUAGGUACUUGGGUGUAUGGCACAACAUCGAAUGGUACCCCUCGAGCUUCCAAGAGGGUACCUGCAACAACGCCGAGUACACGUUAGGGGACAACGGCGUCAUCGUGUUCAACACUCAAGUGAUCAACCAGACCCUGGACACGAUCACAGGUCUAGCUGUGCCCGUUCCCUCUGAGAACGGGUCCGCCAUACUGGAGGUGACCUUCCCUGGAGCUCCUGGUGUAACUCCAUACUGGGUGCUCGCCACAGAUUAUGAUAGUUACUCCUUGGUAUACACUUGUGUUGAAGAGGAUGAAGAAUACAAGAACGUUUGGAGCUGGAAGUUGAGCAGGUCCAGACAGCUGUCUAAUGCCUCUGCAGUGGAAAUCGACAACGUAGUGAGCCAGGUGCAAGUGCUGGACGACCGGUACUACAGAACCGCGGACCAGAGCCCAGAGGGCUGCUUCUACUAUCCCGAGCCUCAGCCUGGCCAGGUCGUGAGGUUCCCCGGAACAUGUAGCAACGACAUCCCGGUUGUACCGAACUUCAAUAUGACAUUGUUCGAAGGCAUCUGGCACGAAAUCCAGGCUUACCCCAAGGAGCAGCAGCAGGGCCAAUGCGUCCGCCACGAGUACAGCUCUGGUGCCGGCAAUACCCUGGACCUGAUCUCCUCGUCUGUCAGCGACCUUGCUCUUGGACAAACAGCAGGAGUUCUGAGCUUUACAUCCACCGACGGUAGCGCUAGGUUGAGCAUAACCAUCAACUCCAAUGGCACAGACAUAACCAUUCCCUUCUGGAUUGUGGACACGGAUUACGCGAACUACGCCCUCGCGUACGCUUGCGUGGACGAAGAAACCGUCAACGACAUGGACUACAGGAGAGUGUUCAGCUGGAAACUUAGCAGAAGCAGGGACGGCCUGUCUACCGCCUCUGCCGCGAGCAUCGACGCAGCCAUUGCCUCCAUCGAUGUUUUGGAGAACAAGUACUACGAGGUCAUCGACCAGUCGGCCCAGGCGUGCUUCUUCAUGCCUGACCUUCAGCCUGGAGAACCCGUCGUCUUCCCCGGACAAUGCGACCCUGAUAUACCAGUUGUGCAAAACUUCAACGCCGCCGCGUAUCUGGGUCGCUGGCGAGCCAUCGAGGUCUAUCACACGGAGUUCCAAACCGGGGAAUGCAGCGAAGCGAACUACGCCCUCAACACUAACGGCAACGUCGACGUCAUUAACACCCAAGUCAUCAACGAGACUCUAUUCACCAUGAAUGGGGUCGCAGUUGCGGCUACGGACGGCACUGGGAAAUUGGAAGUCACUUUCCCUACCAGUUCUACACCAUCGCCGUACUGGAUCCUAGAUACAGACUACUUAUCCUAUGCCUUGGUCUACAGCUGUGUUAAUAUUGACGCAGAACAAAGAAGAGUGUGGGCUUGGAAACUCGCCCGAGAGAGGUCUCUGUCGGCUAACGCGGUCGCUGCUAUCAACCAAGUCAUGGACACCGUGAACGUCCUAGAUGAUCGCUACUUCAUGAGUGUCGAGCAAAACGACGAAGCAUGCUUCUACUACCCAGAGGCCGACGGUAGUGCUGUCGUCUUCAGGGGACAGUGUGAUGACAAUGUCACUGUCGUCUCCAACUUCAAUGCUACCUUGUACCAAGGCAUAUGGUAUGACAUCCAGAGCUACCCAGCUAACUUCCAGACGGGUACUUGCAACACAGCCACGUACACCCCUAACGGAGGAGUGUUAGAGGUUCUGAACACGCAGGUCGUUGAUCAGGAGCUAGCCAGCGUGUCGGCCACAGCCGUUCCUGCCUACACUGACGGCUCAGGCAAGCUCGUCGUGUCCUUCCCUGCUGGAUCUGGCCAAACAAGAGAUGUGCCAUACUGGAUCCUGGAUACUGAUUACACCAGCUAUUCCCUCGUGUACUCUUGUACAAAUGUUAAUGAAGAAACACGUCGUGUGACCAGCUGGAAAUUAAGUAGGAGCCAAUCGCUGUCUACCGAAUCGGAUACCGCAAUCAACGCUGCGAUGGCCGAGGUGCAAGUCCUCCGCCAACAGUACUACCUACAGAGGAAUCACUCGGAGGAGGCCUGCUUCUAUUAUCCGGACAACUUCGGAGGACCAGUCAUCUUCAAUGACGGACAGUGCCCGCCUGCCGACCAAGUCAACACCGUGGCCAACUUUAACGCAAACAGCUUCGCGGGAACUUGGCACGAAGUGGAGCGAUUCCCGUCUGAGCUUCAAACAGGCGCGUGCGCAGCCAGCCAGUUCGACAUCGGCACCGGCGGCACGUCAACCUUGACACAUACCAUUGUGUUCAACGAGAGCCAGCUGACCAUGACAGGCAGCGCGACGGCCAACGCUAACGGAGUCAUCGCUGUCACGAUUAACAACGCAGAAGUGAACAUCAACAACAACUUGUACGUCAUCGCUACCGACUACUCCGAGUAUGCCUUGCUGUAUGCAUGCAGGACCCUUAGCAAUACAUCAAGACAAGUGUACAGUUGGAAACUCAGCCGCAACUCCGACGGCCUGUCUGCGUCUGCAGUCGCCACCAUCGACGCCAUAGUCCGUGAGGAGGUGGACCUCCAUCGCAGCUACUAUGAGCCCACAGCUCAGGACAACGACGCCUGCUUCUACUACCCAGUGUUCGACACGCUCCCCAAUGCCAUCCAGUUGCCUGGACCCUGCCCUGACAUCCCGGCUGUGGCUAACUUCAACCUUCAAAUGUACCUCGGCCAAUGGUACGAAGUGCAAAGGUACCCGCAACCGAACCAACGGGGAAAAUGCAACCGUGCUAGGUACAGUGAGCUGUCAGACACAUCUUUCAACGUCUACAACUACCAAGUCAUGGACCGACUGCUGAAUUCAAUCAGCGGAUAUGCCACAAUCUCGUCAUCUGACGGCAGCGGAGCCCUUACUGUCAAUUUAGGAGCCAACCGUGUGGGCACCCUCUCCGUCCUCGACACAGACUACUCGAGCUAUGCGCUUCUCUACAACUGCCGCAACUUGACCAACGGUGAUAGACAAGUGGCCAGCUGGAAGCUGAGCAGAACCAGAACCCUCAGCGACGCAUCGAACGUCGCCAUCAACGCGCUCAUCGCGACGACACAGGGCCUCAACCAGGACUAUUACUUCGACACAGACCAGAGCGAGGAGACCUGCUUCUACGUGCCUUCUGUGGACCUCAACCGCGCGCCGAGGUUCCGCGCGCGGUGUGACAACGUCACUGGCAUGGCGAACUUUGAUAUGCAGAGGUACCUGGGCUGGUGGCACGAGAUCGAGGCGUACCCAGCAGACGAGGACCGUGGCGAAUGCGCGAGCGUCCGCUACGAAGCCGACGGUACCACAGUGAGGUACACCAGCACUGGCGUCUUCGACCUGUUCGGAAUGGUCACCACCGGCACUGUCGUGGCGGACUCCGACGGAAGACUGACCACGACAUCCUCCAACGGCGUUAUCGAUGAAAUGUGGGUUCUGGACACUGAUUACGACAACUACGCCCUGGUGUUCACGUGCAUGCCUGACAAGGAAGAUGAUGAAUAUGUCAAAGUAUGGAGCGCCAAGCUCAGCAAAACGCGCUCUUUGUCGGACGCCGCGCAAACCGCAAUGGCGACCGUCAUCGAGGACAAUCAGCUCCUGUACUCGCAGUUCUACCAGCUGGCCAACCAGACCGACGACGCUUGCUUCCAUUACCCCGCGGCUACUGGCACCAGCGUCGUCCUGCCUGGCCAGUGCGACCAGAACAUUGCUGUGCAGCCUGACUUCGACAUCAGUGGUUACACCGGCAAUUGGUACCAGAUCGAAAGGUACCCGUACCCCGAAGUCCGGGCUGCGAGCACCUGUAUCGGCGCGCGAUACACGCUCGAAGGAAGCGGCAACGUCACGGUGCUCAACUGGGAGGUGUAUGAUGAUGAGCUGCAGGCCAUCGAAGGACACGCUGCGGUAGUCGGCAACGCUCAGCUACAAGUGACGCUGUCUGGACCUGACUCGAACGUUACAUCAGUCACAAACCUGUACAUCCUGGAGACAGACUACGUAUCGUACUCGCUGGCGUACACUUGUGAGAACAUCAACUCGUUCGAGAGAGUUGUGGUCGUAUUCAAGCUGAGUCGCAACCGUGAGCUUUCAUCCGACGCCACUUCAGCCAUCAACAACAACAUCAACGAACGCCAGGAGCUCAACGAAAGGUACUUCAUAUCUGUCGAACAAAACGACGACUGUGACGAACCGAGUUCGUCAUUCUUAGUCAAGAGCAGCUUAUUCCUCGUACUACUUGGCUACGCACUACAGAUGCUGUUACGUUAACGAUAGUGUAAUUUAAUUAGAAUUAAGUUAAAUAGCAAAUAUUUUCCUUAUUUAUUACGAUUUUAUUUUGUUAAGAUAAUCCAUGUAAAUAAACGCUUUUUUAUUUUCAUA